CAAUUAAUGAAUCGUGUUUAUUCAUUAGCAUAUCAUCUACAACAACAGCAUGAAAUAAACUCCAAUCAGCCUAUUGCUAUUGUCAUGAAAAAAGGUUGGGAACAGAUUGUGGCUUGUUUAGCUAUCUUAGUUUCAGGUGGUGCUUAUUUACCUUUGGAUGUUGAUUCACCCUAUGAUCGUCUUUGUUCAUUAAUCGAAGAAACUAAUAUUCAUAUUGUUCUCACACAAUCUCAUUGUCAACAUAGAUUUUCACAUCUCACAACUAUUUCAGUUGAUACAUUCACAACUAAUGAUAAUUAUCCAACACCAUUUCCUAUCAAACAACAAUUGUCAACUGAUUUAGCAUAUGUUAUUUAUACAUCUGGAUCAACUGGAAAACCCAAAGGUGUUAUGAUUAGUCAUCAAGCUAUUCUAAAUACUAUUUUAGAUAUGAAUUCAAGAUUAGAAAUCUCAACUAAUGAUAGAAUAUUUGCAUUAUCACAUUUAAAUUUUGAUUUAUCUGUUUAUGAUAUAUUUGGAAUAUUGAUUGGUGGUGGAACUAUAGUAAUUCCAAAUCAUGAAGAUUAUAAAAAUCCUCAACAUUGGUAUGAUAUGAUAAUUAAACAUCAUGUCACUAUAUGGAAUAGUGUUCCAAUGUUAAUGCAAAUGUUUAUUGAACAUCUCAAACAUACAAAUAAUCGUAAUAAUCAAUUACGACAUAUCUUAUUAAGUGGUGAUUGGAUACCAUUACCUUUACCUGAAUCAAUACAAGUAACAUUCGGUGAACAAGUAACAAUAACUAGCUUAGGUGGUGCAACAGAAGCAUCUAUUUGGUCGAUUGCCUAUACUCUACCAAAAGUAAUACCACGAGAAUGGAAAUCAAUUCCUUAUGGAAUACCAUUAAGAAAUCAACAAUAUUAUGUUUACGGUAUACAUCUUGAUGAUUGUCCUGAAUGGGUCCUUGGUGAAUUAUAUAUUGGUGGUGAAGGUUUAGCUAAUGGCUAUUGGAAUGAUCAAGAAAAAACACAAUCAAGUUUUAUUAUUCAUCCAUUAACUAAUGAACGUCUUUAUCGAACAGGUGAUUAUGGUCGAUUUCUACCGAAUGGAUAUAUUGAAUUUAUGGGACGAAAAGAUUUGCAAGUAAAAGUACUUGGUCAUCGUAUUGAACUUGGUGAAAUUGAACAUCAUUUACAACAACAUCCAGAUAUCCAUCAAGCUAUUGUUAAUAUGGAUGACAAAUCCCAGCAGUUAAUUGGAUAUGUUAUGCAAGAAAAACAUUCUAUUCAUAAUGAAGAAUAUGAUUCAACAGAAGUGUUAAUUGCUGAUCCUAUUGAACGUAUGAAUUUUAAGCUUGCAAGACAUAGUAUAAGACAUCAAAAGAAGAUAGAACAGAGCUUUGCUCUAACAAAACCCAAGCUUACAGAAACAUUAAUCAGUACAUAUUAUAUGAGAAAAAGCUAUCGACAAUUUACAAAUGAAAUUAUUGAAAGAUCUACUAUCGAACAAUUGUUAAAAAACUGUCACAAUAGCAAUAAUAACGAGAAAAUAUCUUUGUCUCACCUCAAUUUUGAUAUUCUUAGUCAAUUAUUAGCAGUAUUAACACCGAUCAAUAUUUUUGAUCAGCCCUUACCGAAAUAUCAUUAUGCAUCAAUUGAUGAUCUUUAUCCAGUACAGGUAUACGUUGAAUUACCAACAUCUUUAGACAAUAUUUUGCCAGGUGUUUACUACCAUAAUCCAGAUAAGCAUAUUCUAGAACUAAUUAGUACUCAUAUCAAUAAUGAUAUGAUAAAUAUAACAUUACAUCUUGUUGGACGAUCAUCAGCAAUUGCACCGUUAUAUGGAAAAACAUUAGGUUCUCAAUUUUGUAUGCUAGAAACAGGAUAUGUUAUGGAAUUAUUGGAAAAAGAAGGGUCACGAUUGGGAUUGACAUUUUCGAAAAAUGCUCAUAACGAAUCUAUAAUUCGAGGUAUUUUGAAUAUAGAUGAAGAUGAUACACAUUAUUGUUUCAAAAUUUCAUCAUUUGAGGAAAAUAUUUCUAAUAAUGUCCAAAAUAACAAUUAUCAAUGUAUUAUUUAUCUAAAACCGGUCAAUAGUAACAAAGCCCAAUGGUUUAUUUAUAACAAAGAAAAUGAUACUGUUACAUCUUUUAAUAUCGAAACUAAUACUACACAAGAGGAAACACUACUGUUCUUUGAUGACGACGAUGAUACGAAGAUUAUAUUUCAUGAUUGUCAAUGUGCAAUCUUCUUCAUCGGACGAUCAGAAUGCACAGUGAAUAUAGGAAAGAUGUCACAUUUAUUAUUGGAUCAUUGUCUAGAAAUGAAUAUUGGUAUGUGUCCAAUUGGUACUCGUACGAGUUUUCCAAAAAAAAUUAAUGAUGUAUUAGAUACUAUUCUUAUUCAUGAAAAAUUAAAUGGAAGUAACAUAUUACAUACAUUACUUAUUGGAAAGAUUAGUAAUAGACAAAAAUAUGAACGCACUAUUUCAAAAGUAAAAUCAAUGCCAAGUUGGAGUGAAACAUUACGAAUAUACCUAAGAAAAAAUCUUCCAAUGUAUAUGAUACCAUCACAUUUCAUAAAUGUUUCAUCAUUUCCGCUAAGUCCAAAUGGUAAAAUUGAUCGAAAAGCUCUACCAAAAAUAUCACUACCAGUGCUUCAACAAGAAGAUACCUAUACUACACCAAAUACUGAAUUCGAAAAGAUGAUUGCGAAUAUUUGGCAAGAAAUAUUAUACACAGAUCGACUUAUUAUACAACUUGAUGAUCCAACUAAAAUCGUCUCUGGUAUUGACAGACAAACAUCUUUUCUUAUAUCUACUACAGCUAGUUUCUUCAGUGUCGGUGGCAAUUCUCUUUUACUUGUUAAGAUCUAUCAACGUUAUCAAUCAAAAUUUAAUUUCGAAUCAGAAGCACUGAGUAUUCGAUCAUUUUUUGACUAUAACACCAUAGUAGAACAUGCUAAACUACUUGAACCAAUCAUCAUCGAUGGUGCACAACUAAAACAAUGGCAUACAUUGCAUAUUAAUGAAGGUAUCGCGUCGUAUGCUCAAGAACGCAUAUUUCUUGAUGAACAACUUCGUUUUUCUCAUCAAAUUGCCAUUUACAAUGAGCUGAUGGUUCUAAGAGUUACAAAAGAAUUAUUAUCAGUGAAUCGUUUAUUACAAGCUCUUCGCUAUAUCCUAAGUAAACAUAAGAUAUUAAGAACUUCUCUAGUUUUCAAUGCUGAGGAUAGUAUUUUAAAACAAUCUAUUACUGAUAAACAUCUAACAUUUACAUUGACUGCCGAGCAAACAUUCAAAAGUGAAACUGAACUUCACAACAUUAUCUCACAAAUAAAUACUAAUCCUAAUCUGUUUGAUUUAUCCAGUGGUCGUGUUUUUUAUUGUCAAAUUCUCAGCCAACAGAUGACAUCUGAUGAAAAUCAUAAUAAAGACAUGAUUACAAAACCUGAUGUUCUUGUGAUCGGCUUUCAUCAUGCUGCAAUAGAUCAAUUAACUUUUUCAAUUUUUUUAAAUGAUCUAUGUAAUACUUACAAUAGUAACAUCGCGUGGUUAGAUAAUGAUGAAUCAUUACAAUAUAUUGAUUAUAGUAUUCAUGAACGUCUAAUCGAUAUGACACCGUCACGCGAGUUUUGGCGUUCUCAACUAAAUGGAUUCAAUCAAGAAUGUCGAUUGUUACUACCAGUUGAUAGACAUUGCUUACAGAGCGAUCAAAGAUCUGGAUAUGCUUCCAUUGCUCAUAUCUCAUUUAAUAAUGAAGUUUCGAUGUCAUUUCUCGAUUAUGCAUCGUCACAUCAAGUCACACCAUUUCAGCUAGGCCUAGCUGUAUUCUAUACAUUUCUUUUCAAGCUAACUUAUAGACAAAAUGAUUUAUGUAUUUCUUGUCAUAAUGCAAACCGAUACAGACCUGAAUUACAGACUAUGAUUGGGAUGUUUGUUUCAACAUUACCAUAUCGCAUCCAAGUUGAUUCUGACUGGUCAUCCGAUGAACUUGUUGGACAUGUUCGAGAAAAAUGUUUAUCGAUUCUUGAACAUUCUCAUUAUCCACUUCAGCGUAUUCUUCAUGAUUUUCAUCUUAAUCAAUCAACUGUUCCUUUUCUUCAAACAGUUUUUGAUUUCAUUACUGAAUCUUCAGUUAACGAUCAGUUGACUUUCGAUGAUGUUAGUUUACAGCGAAUAUCUUUAAAACAGGUUUCUGAAGUGGCUAAAUUUGAUUUUACGUUAAAAUUCAUUUACAAUCCAAUCUCGGAUGACAACAUGUUGUCAUGUCGUUUUAUUUGUUCACGUGAUCUAUUUGAAGAUACGACACUUACAAAAAUGAUACAAAGAUUUCAAUAUCUUCUUGAACAACUUUUUUCAAUGGAUUCCAACGUCAAUCAGAUUGAUUUAGUAGUUUCACCUAUUGCCAAACUUACUCUUAUCUUACCAGAUGAAAUGAAUGAAAUGCAAAACGUAGCUUUUUACCGUCAAUCAAAUGUGACGAAUGAAGCACCAGCAUCAUUUGCACAAGCUCGUAUAUGGCUUGAUGAACGGAUUCGAUUUGAUCCAGACAAGCCACAAGUGGCAAUAUACAACAUGCCUUUUGUUUAUCGUCUUCAUUCAGAUCAUACAUUAUCGAUCAAACAACUUCGUCAUGCUCUUCAUCUGACCGUUGACAAACAUCCCUCACUUCAUACAUCACUUCAUUUUGACAUCCAAAAGAAUCUACUUAUGCAACGAAUUAUUACUGAUGAAGAUAAAAAUAAUAAGAAUAAUAUGUUUUCAAUCAUCAAAACUGCUUAUGAAACAGAUGAGCAAUUAAAUGAGAUUUUACACGACGAGAAACGUAAUCCCCAACUUUUUGAUCUUGCUCAGGGUCUUGUCUUUCGAUGUCAUAUUAUUUAUUACAAACAAAUCUCUCCAAAUCAUCUUCUUUCUCACAAAGAUCUACUGAUUUUCAACUUCCAUCAUGCUCUAUUUGAUUUUCCAUCAAUGAAUAUCUUUCUUCAUGA
Molecule: messenger RNA, 4967 nt
Organism: Adineta steineri
Lineage: Eukaryota; Metazoa; Rotifera; Eurotatoria; Adinetida; Adinetidae
Source: the annotation of a GenBank genome assembly